AUGCUUGCAAUAAGUGUUAUUGGAAUCAUUGGGCUUUUGGGAGGACUUAGGGGAGCGAUUCCUCUUAAAGUCAGUAAUGUAUCAGGGAAAGUGUACAAGAACAUCAGGGUUAAUGCACAGAGGAUCUGCCGUAUUAUGGAGUAUGUGGAAAAGCCUGAAAUAGCAGAGUUCAUGAAGGAGUGUUUGGAGAAGCAGGUGAGUGAGAGGGCACAAGAGCUAUGCAGGGAGUUAAUUUUCGAGCAUGAGUCGCUGAAGGAGAAGGUAGCAAGGCUUGGAGAGGCAGCUGGGAAUAGUGAGAGUAGCUUUGAGGAAUUGAAGAGUCUCAUCAUUGAAGUAUUUGAUGGAUGUUUCAAGGUGGUUAGAUCUGGAAUGAUUUUAGAUAUCGAGCUUGGAUUCAACGAAGAGAAUCUAGACGAGGUGGAAGAAGCCUGCAGCAAAGUUUAUCGACGGCUUCUCAAUGAGAUUGCCCAGUGGCGCAAUAGUAAUGGGGCAUUUAGGCUUGCAACCACCUAUUAUUAA
Molecule: messenger RNA, 519 nt
Organism: Encephalitozoon romaleae SJ-2008
Lineage: Eukaryota; Fungi; Microsporidia; Unikaryonidae
Exons: 1
Coding region: 1-519 (172 amino acids)
Source: RefSeq, a predicted model, not a curated record